Mytilus trossulus (common blue mussel) is the source of this 3581-nucleotide messenger RNA. RefSeq names its product rhophilin-2-B-like. Gene Ontology annotation, molecular function: protein binding. The record is from RefSeq and is a predicted model, not a curated record. Lineage: Eukaryota; Metazoa; Mollusca; Bivalvia; Mytilida; Mytilidae. The transcript has 15 exons. Bases 120 to 2111 code for a protein of 663 amino acids. Gene Ontology annotation, biological process: negative regulation of stress fiber assembly; signal transduction.
UGGUAUCCUGUAUACAGUAACGUCACACCUUUGCCUUUGGUUUCUAGAGAUAAAGUUUCAAGUGAAAGAGGAAGAUGUCUAAAAUGUUACCGUGAAGUGGAUUAUGUUUCACGCCUGUCAUGAUGAAUGGAGUGACUACAAACGGGACCCCAGUCACACCCAAGAGUGAAGACAAAAGCAAGAGAAAGGGGUCAGAUCCUUUGAUCUCUACUGCCAGAGGGAAGUUACAAUCACGAAGAUCUAAACUCAAUGAUCAGAUUAAUCGUGAACUACGUAUGAGAAAUGGAGCAGAGAACCUAUUUAGGGCAACUGGCAACAAACGACUGAAGGAGUUGGUGGCUGUAGAGUUAUCUUUCUUUAAUUCUAAUAUACAGUUAUUGAAAGAAGAACUCUCAGAUCUAAACAGCAAUGUAAUCGUUUACCAGCAUGAAAACUGUACCAGUAAUGUACCUAUGAUACCAUUAGGAUUGAAAGAAACAACAGAAUGUGACAUUGAGAUACCUAUAAAGGACUUUAUAUUGGAACAUUACAGUGAAGAUGGCUCUGUUUAUCAGACUGAGAUAGAUGAACUAUUACUGUUUAGAAAGGCAAUAAGAACUCCACAGAGAAAUGAAGAAGGCGUUGAAUUGUUAACGGAGUAUGUAAAUCAGUUGUACUAUGUGGAGAAAAGAUUUUCUGAUAAGAUGACUGGCUUACAUUUUCACUGGUAUGAUUCCUUAACUGGUGUGCCAAACACACAGAAAACCAUAGGUUUUGAGAAAGGCAGUGUGCUGUUUAAUAUUGGUGCUUUAUAUACACAGAUAGGCUGUAAACAGGAUAGAACGAAGGAAUCUGGAAUAGAAUCUGCUAUAAAGAGCUUCCAGUUAGCAGCAGGAACAUUAGGGUACAUACACAACCACUUUACAAACCCUCCCAGUAUGGACAUGCAACCAGAAUCAUUGACCAUGUUAGUACAGCUCAUGAUGUGUCAAGCUCAAGAAUGUGUAUUUGAAAGAUUUGUCAUGAAAGAUCUGCAGGAUGGAAUGGUGCCUUAUAUUAAAGCUGCUCAAGAAGCCAUGAUGGUAUCUGUGUAUUAUGAAGAAACAGCAUUAUUAAUGUCCUCUGACCCAGUAAAGGACUACAUACCUUACUCAUGGAUAUCAAUGGCUCAAGUUAAACAUGAGUAUUUCAAAGCUCUAGCUCAUCACAACAUGGCUUGUGCAAUAUUAGAUCCUACCGAUGUAGAGGAUGAGUAUUCACUUCAGUAUUUCCUUUCUGCUCAUCUUAGUACAGAAGAAGAUACAAACGAGAAUAGUAAGAUGAAAAUCCCACGUAGUUCUGAAGAAAGAAUUCAAAUAGGGAAAGCUCAUUUGAAAGAAUCGUUGAACUGUUAUGAAGAAGCUUUACGUCUUCAUGAUUUAUGUAAACAACUUAGAAAGAUUGACACCUUCUUAGAUAUACUGAAAACUUCUCAUGAUGAAUGUUUAAAGAAGUUUUCUGAAUUGGAAGAAGAAGAUAACUUCAAUUUAGAUCUUGUUCUAUCACAGACCAUCGUCCCCAGGUCAGAGAGAACACUGGAAACACUUACACCAGACUUCAAAAGUGUCAAGGUUAAGGAUAUAUUUGCUAGACUGGGUCCUAUUGCAAUAUUCAAUGCCAAGAAUGAGUGGUCUGCUCCACGUACUGUGAUUCUGAAGAAGAAUCAUGAGCAAGGAUUUGGUUUUAGUGUUAGAGGAGAUUGUCCUGUCAGGAUUGCUGAGAUAGAACAAGGCAGUGUUGCUGAGGCUGGUAGAUUGAAGGUUGGUGAUUUCGUAGUGGCUGUUUGUGGCAGAGACACUAAGUGGGCUAAACAUGAGGAGGUUGUUAAUAUUGUUAGACAGUGUGGUAAUUCAUUAGAACUGAGACUGACAACACCGCUGGAAGUCCCUGAUUCCUCACGGGGGUCAUCAUCACCCUGUACCCCAAGGUCACCAAUGAACAUGAAGGGUGACAGUUUGUCUAGUCACAGUAUCAAAAGUAAUCGUAGUAGACUUAGUGCUCCAUGGAUUUUCAUGAGGAAAGGUUCAAAAGAAAAGUCAGACAGGCCUGAAAAGAGUAAAGAGUUAGAAGAUGGAGAAAUAUUUCUAAGAUAACAGUUCUGUAUACUGGUCAAUGUUGGUGGGAUAACUCACUUAUAAUUUUGAAUUAUUUUAAGCAGGUUGUAAAGUAAUGAAAUUAGUGAAAAUACUUUACUAAUGAUCUGUUGCCAAAAUGUAUUUUUCUUACUUACCAUAUUAAAGUGUUUGAUAAUAAUUGAAUAGUUUUCACUUAUUCAACUUAUUUCUAAUAACAGAUAUAGAAGAAUGAAAUUUUAUAUUUAGUCAUACACACUUUUGGAAAUUAAGAUAAAUUCAGUAAUGAUCAGAUGUUUUACUUUAAUGAUAAAUAUGCAUGUUCAAUGUUUAUAUGUAAAUGCAUUUCUAUUUUACAUUUUUUUGGAAAGAAAAAAAUAAUUGACUUUAUUUUAACUAUUUUUAUGUGUAUUUUUGAUUUAUGGUAUUGUUAAGUUUUGAUCAAGAGAAAAUAAUGGGUGGAACUGUUUACCAAAGACAGCAUUGUGUUUAUAUCUAUGUUUAGACUAGUAAUCAGAAAUCCAUUGAAUAGAUUGCACAUGGUAUGAUAUAUAGUAAUUUAUAUAUAAAAGUAAAAUGUGUAAUACAUGUAGAUGUCAAAAGUGUAUAAAUGUAGAUUUUGUAGUGUAUAAUAAAACAGUCAGGGUAAUUUCAACUUUCAUGCCAGAAAGGUUUUAAUUGGUCAUAAUGUUAUUUUUGUAAUGAUGUUUUUACCUACAACAAAAUGUUAUAUAAAUAAAUUUGUAAACGAUCUAGUUGCUUCAAUCAAAGGGCAACAUUUUGCAGAUACUUGUCUGUGCAUGAAAUUUUGAUUGUUUUUAAAUCUUCUGAUACAAAAUAAAACCACUAACAUAAUGAAGUGCCCCAUUUUUUUUUCAUUUUUUUUUUAAAUAUUUCUAAAAAAAAGCAUAAUUACACAGAGAUACAUACUGCCAGUACUGCAAUAUUGAUUUAUAAUGAACAUUUAUCUAACUGUGCAAUAACUUUACCAUUGUAUCAACAAAACCAUACACAAUUUGUCUUUUAUGAACAUUCAUUUAUUAGAAAAUCUAUAACUACUUUUAAAUUCUUUGUCAAUUUCUCAUCAGUAUGAUCUUCUGAUGUAUGACGGCUUCUUUGUGUAUAUUGAUUAAAAAUGUCGUUCUUUGAAAAUGAUUGCAAAUGGUCAAAUUUGUUUUAAAAAUUUGAAGCAGAAACUUAUAAGAGGAUUCAAUAAGAUUUCUUAUUCUCUGCAUUGGUUGAAGAAAACAAAAAAGUUGUACUGUAAUAGUGAAAAAAAACUUAUAUAGUUGAUUUUUUUUCAUAAAAGAUUAUAUACUUUUCAAUGAUUUUAGCACUGUUUAUGUCAGCUUUGUAUAUAUAUUUCUGCAAUGAUACACUUAGCACAUGAUUUUUAACAUCACUUGAAGUUGUAUAUAUUACAUUAAUUGUGUGCCAUGAAACAAUCAAAAUUCCCCUGUGUCAAAUGAACAAAAAUCACUAGUUUUUAUA